UUUCAGGGAAACGGAUAAAUGAAGAUAAAGAAAGAGAAAGAGAAGAGAAGUGCUUCGAGAAAAGGGGUUAAAUACAAGGAGGAAUCGAUGUUGAAUGGUAUCAAGCAUCCCACAGAAAAACUUUGGAUGAAAGCUAAUGGGCAGGUGGAAAGUAAACAGCAGGACAAAAAGUUCACUCGUAAAAGACGUGAGAAGGGUAAUACAGACCUUCCAGAAGCGAAAAAGAAGCGAGUAUCAUUUGCUGCCGAUUUGGAAAGGAUGAAAGUAUUUGACAAAAAGAAGAGGCUAACAAUCUCACCGUCAACAGCUAGUCCUGGUAGAAGUAUCAUUAUGAAGAAAGAAGAUGGGUCGGAAAAUUCACCAAGUUUGUUUGUAACUCCAAACUCUAGAGGCAAAGUCUUAGGACGAGAGAAUAUGCUUACGCGUUUGACAAUGAGAGAAGCUCACAAUGAGGCCACAAAAACAGAAAAACCAAAGCAGGAGGCCUCCAUGGAUUCAACAGUAAAACUUGCUAUACCAAUCUCGAAAAGAAAGGAGACAAAAAAAUCAAGAAAAAGACAAGUGCAGAAAAUUAGUGGUGGAAAAAUUCGGCCAGUGAGUGGAAGGAGAAAAUUAGAAGUAACGCGGAAAGUGAAACAAAAGUUGUUGAGUAUGCCGAAAAAAGAACGCAAAAUGUAUAUUCGAGAGUUACGGAAGAAACACAAGCCACAUUUUGACCUUGUACUUCAAUGCAAACAUCUGUGGGAGAAAUUACGCUGUGGAAAAACGAAUGAGACUGAGCGAAAGAAAGUGGCCACCGAAAUUUUUGGAAUAGUGGAGGGGAAAGUGAAGGAAUUAAUAUUUGCGCAUGACGCGUGCCGAGUUGUGGAAUGCAUGGUAACAAAUGGAGGGAGCGAUGUACGAAAUGCACUUUUUGAAGAGCUUGUAUCAGAGAUCAUCAGUAUGGCAAAGUCAAAAUAUGCUCGUUUUUUCGUUAUAAAAAUGCUUAAACAUGGAUCUGUGACACAACGUCAAGCAAUAUUUGAUGCGUUUCGAGGUCACUGUGUGUCGUUGUUACGCGUGUCAUCAGCAGCACAAGUUUUAGAGUCAGCCUACAAUGAUUAUGCAAAUGCACAACAGCGAUAUAACAUUAUUAUUGAAUUUUUCGGAGUAGAUUUUGCCUCUUUCAAGGCUGUUGAUAAUAGAGUACGCACACUGAAAGAAAUAAUAGACGACUGUCCGAACAGAAAAUCAUCAGUUGUCAAAUAUCUUCAAAGCAUCCUCAUUGAUAUUGUGGACAAGCCUCAAAUAAAGUUAAGUUUGACGCAUCGUUUGUUGAGUGAUUUUUUCGAAUUUGCCGACAGCAAACAGUUAGAAGAGAUGAUUGAUUCACUAAAACUAUGCAUACCUCAGAUCGUCCACACAAGUGAUGGCGUGCGCGUCGCAAUGAAAUGUUUGUGGAAUAGCUCUGCGAAGACGAGAAAGAUAAUGUUGAAAAACUUCAAAGGGUUGAUAACGAAAACUUGCAUGGAGGAGUUUGCGCAUCGUUUUUUGAUUGCUGUUUUCGAUACUGUGGAUGAUACGGUACUAAUUGAUAGAUGUCUUAUAAAGGAGCUGUUGAAUAACAUUGGCGAGAUUGUUAAAAGUAAUUAUGGUGUAAAAGUUAUGCAUCAUUUAAUUCAUCCAAGAGAUCCUCGCUUUUGUUCAGCAUCACAAGUUGCAAUUUAUAAAGCGGGAGACGGGAAUCCAUACAGCAAAAAGGAUUCCAAGAUACGUUACGGAGAGUUAUUUUCAUAUAUUCAGAAGCCAUUUUGCAACUAUUUCGCAGCAAACAUGGAUGCUUUACUUUUUGAAAGCCACGCAUCAUUACUUAUUUUGGAUAUGCUGGAGGCUCCAACUGAUUUGGAUUUUUUCGAUCGGAAAGUGAGCAUGGAAGAUCGUGCAGCCUGUUAUGAUGCAAUUGCAUCACUAUGCAGCCGAGAAUUUAUACCAUGUGACGAAGGACAACUUCAUCCAGUUGAACAUCCCCAAGCACAUUUUGUAAUUUCUAAAUUGCUAAAAAGUGAUUGUAAAUUUGAUAUCAAGCUCGGUGAUUUUAUUGUGAAACGGUCUAGAAAUCAAUUAUCAUCUUGGCUCGCAUGUAAUAAGGGAUGUUUCAUACUUCUGCAUCUCCUUGAAAAUGCAUCUCCGCAAACUCAAGAAUUGGUGAGAAAUACACUGUCCUUAGCAACAGUAGAAAGGUAUCACACAAAAGGAGCUGUUGUAUUAAAGCAGAAAUUGAAGUAAUGUUAUUAGUGUAUGUAAUUUUCUCGCAAUGUCAUGCUUAAAUAAAUUGUUGCUCUGUUUUUCUGUUCGGCUAAUGUUCAUUCAGUGGUUUCCAACUUGUGGUGCGCGAGAACUGAAGUAUGGUCCGUGAGAGCGCCGGCGAGUGAGUAGAAAAGAGAUGGGAGCCGUUCUUAUCAAUGUUUAGUGAAUUAAUACGUCA
Messenger RNA from Loa loa (African eye worm), 2464 nucleotides. Its product is annotated as pumilio domain-containing protein 12. The transcript is spliced from 14 exons. NCBI's taxonomy places the organism in Eukaryota, Metazoa, Nematoda, Chromadorea, Rhabditida, Onchocercidae. Gene Ontology annotation, molecular function: mRNA binding. Gene Ontology annotation, biological process: regulation of translation. The record is from RefSeq and is a predicted model, not a curated record. Gene Ontology annotation, cellular component: nucleolus. The coding region runs from base 19 to 2265 and encodes 748 amino acids.